CUAGAGCGUGGUCGUAUCCUCUAUUUCACGCAAGCACUUGGUCCAGUGGUUCCUCUCUUCAUCUUCAACAUUUUAGGUCUUCUCUGUUUCUCAGGUCGAUAUCUCAACGUCGUUGAUAUUACUGAGCAGUUCAGCUUUACUUCAAAACUUUUGUUCCAUUGAAUUCAGUUUCGACCAGUAGGAUUUAUUACCAGGCCUUGAGGUAAUAAGUGACUUACCAACAUGGGAACACAACCCCAACAAACAUUUCGGGAGGAGGAGGAGGAGGAGCUGCCGGGCCGUGGAACCACGAUCUCUGGUCAAUCAAUGUCAACUAGCAGAAGUGUUGGCUCACCAUCCAGCCGCAGUGAGCAGACAAUGGCAACACCAGCUAGUGAUAACACUUUCCUUAGGUUAAACCAUCUUGAUAUACACGGUGAUGAUGCUGGAUCACAGGGCGCAGUUGCUAGCAAGAAGAAAAAGAGGGGCCAACGUGCUGUUGGAGGUGAUAAGAGUGGAAGAGGUCUCCGCCAGUUUAGUAUGAAAGUUGCCUUGAAGCAUAUGCCACCACUUUCCUGUUCUGCAUCAGCACACACCCCAGACCCUGGUGAGAAGCAUCACAAUACACAUCAAAGGACUCACCAGAAUCCGACAACACCAGCACAAGAGAAGUAAUCAACCUCUGCUUCAGCUCAUCAGAACUCUGCUCACAAGCAUCAGUCCAAAUGAAUGGUUGCUCCUUCCUUAUUAGUUGGGUUAGAGGUGCUACUAUCUUGGAGAAUCCCUCGAUGAACCUCCUAUAGUAACCCGCCAAACCCACAAAACUCCGAAUGUUAGUGACAAUUCUUGGACGCUCCCACUGCAACACUGGCUCCACCUUGGCCGGAUCAACAACAAUCCCCUCAGCUGAGAUCACAUAUUCCAAGAACUUCACCUCAUCCAACCAGAACUCACAUUUUGAAAGCUUAGCAUACAGUUGCUUCACCUUCAAAAUCUCCAACACCAACCGCAAGUGAUCUCCAUCAUCCUCCGGGGUCCUUGAAUAAAUCAAGAUGUCAUCAAUGAACACCACAACAAAUUUAUCCAAGAAGGGUCGGAAGAUCCUGUUCAUAUAAUCCAUGAACAAUGUCGGGGCGUUGGUCACACCAAACGGCAUCACAACAUACUCGUAGUGACCAUACCUAGUCUUGAAAGCAGUCUUCGGUAUGUCAUCCUCUUUCACCCUGAAAUAUUAAUUUAAGGAAAACUUAGAUGAAUUUUGUAGCAUUUUAAAAUGCAUUUUGUGGCGGUUAUAAAUCGCCACAAAGCUAUUAGUAAUGCAAUUUGUGAUAGUUUUUAACAGCCAAAAACAACUAAAAUAACCUCCAUAAAUCACAUUUUUUUUGUAAUGCAUAAUCAUAAAUUAAAAGUUUAGAAAUAAUUGUAAGUAGCGUUCUAAUUAAUUAAAACUAUAAAUUAUUUUGGAUCUAUUUAAGUAGAUUAUGGACACCUAUUACCUUUUUAAGAUAAUUCUACUUUAUAUUUUAUGUUAUAAUCAACAUAAAUAAAUCCAAGAUAAAUCUUGGAUAUAUUUAAUUAGUGUAAAAAAUGGUGAAUUAUUAUGUUCAUAAAUCACAAUAGGGGUUGUAUUGGAGUCCUAAACGUGUUAUGUUAGUAUAAAUCAUAAAAGAGUACAUUUUUCAAAACUUUUAAAGUAAAAUUAAAAUUCGAUAUUAAACCAUGAUUUUGUAGUAUAAUAUUUACGUGGAUAUUACUUCAUGAUUUUGGU
Cajanus cajan (pigeon pea) is the source of this 1747-nucleotide messenger RNA. The record is from RefSeq and is a predicted model, not a curated record. NCBI's taxonomy places the organism in Eukaryota, Viridiplantae, Streptophyta, Magnoliopsida, Fabales, Fabaceae.